Molecule: messenger RNA, 402 nt
Organism: Heterocephalus glaber (naked mole-rat)
Lineage: Eukaryota; Metazoa; Chordata; Mammalia; Rodentia; Bathyergidae
Source: RefSeq, a predicted model, not a curated record
UGACAUGGUUAAUUGACAGCUUGUCACUUCAUGUUACAGUUAAUAGCUGAAUGCCAACAACUGAAGGAAGAAAGACAGACAGAUCCCCUGAAUGAAGAUGUCCUCUUGGCCAUGGAAGACAUGGGACUAGACAAAGAGCGUACACUACAGGCGGAGCAGGCAGGAACAGCUAUGAGCAUCAGUGUGCCCCAGGUGCAGCUGAUCAACCCGGAGAACCAGAUUGUGGAGCCGGAUGGGACAUUAAACUUGGACAGCGAUGAGGGUGAAGAGCCCUCCCCUGAGGCCUUGGUCCGCUAUUUGUCAAUGAGGAGGCACACAGUGGGUGUGGCUGACCCACGGUGAGUAUCUGGGCGACAGCUCUGCUCAACACCAAUGCAGAGAAUUCCCACAUGGCACAUUUUC